This is a messenger RNA of Urocitellus parryii (Arctic ground squirrel), 1289 nucleotides long. It is a transcript of the gene Nr1i3, whose product is annotated as nuclear receptor subfamily 1 group I member 3. Gene Ontology annotation, biological process: positive regulation of transcription by RNA polymerase II; negative regulation of transcription by RNA polymerase II; cell differentiation. The record is from RefSeq and is a predicted model, not a curated record. NCBI's taxonomy places the organism in Eukaryota, Metazoa, Chordata, Mammalia, Rodentia, Sciuridae. Gene Ontology annotation, molecular function: nuclear receptor activity; RNA polymerase II cis-regulatory region sequence-specific DNA binding; zinc ion binding.
CCCAGAGGCCACAUACAUAGACAUCCCUUGUUUUCCAGGUAGUGAAAAGUACCAUAAUUGCUAACUCCUGAGAUCACAAGGAAAGCAGAGUCACUGUGGGAAUUUGGCAAGACGCAUCCUGCACCAAAUUCUGUGGCCUGUGGUGUGUUGCCUAAGAGAAGCAGGGGUCCAUGAUAGCCACACCAAUACCUGGAAUCAUGGCUAGUGGGGAAGAUGAGCCAAGGAACUGUGUGGUGUGUGGGGACCGAGCCACAGGCUAUCAUUUCCAUGCUCUGACGUGCGAGGGCUGCAAAGGUUUCUUCAGACGAGCAGUCAGUAAAAGCACGGGUCUCACCUGCCCCUUUGCUGGAAGCUGUGAGAUCAGCAAGACCCUGAGGCGCCACUGCCCAGCCUGCAGGUUGCAGAAGUGUCUAGGUGCUGGCAUGAGGAAAGACAUGAUACUGUCGGCAGAAGCCCUGGCAUUACGACGAGCAAAACAGGCACAGCGGCGGGCACAGCAGACUCCUACACAAUUGAGUCAGGAGCAGAAAAAGCUGGUCCAGACCCUUCUGGGGGCCCACACUCGUCAUGUUGGCACCAUGUUUGACCAGUUUGUGCAGUUCAGGCCUCCAGCCUACCUGUUCAUCCAUCAUCAGCCCUUGCCUACCCUGACCCCUGUGCUACCUCUGCUCACACACUUCGCAGACAUCAACACUUUCAUGAUGCAGCAAAUUAUCAAGUUCACAAAGGAUCUGCCUCUUUUCCGAUCCCUGCCCAUGGAGGACCAAAUCUCCCUUCUCAAGGGAGCAGCUGUGGAAAUAUCUCACAUUGUACUCAAUACCACUUUCUGUCUCCAAACACAAAACUUCCUGUGUGGACCUCUUUGCUACACAAUGGAAGAUGGAGCCCAUGCAGGGUUUCAGGAAGAAUUUUUGGAGUUGAUAUUUCGCUUCCAUGGGACACUAAAACGACUGCAGCUCCAGGAGCCUGAGUAUGUGCUCAUGGCUGCCAUGGCCCUCUUCUCUCCUGAUCGGCCUGGAGUUACCCAGAGAGAAGAGAUUGAUCAGUUGCAAGAGGAGAUGGCACUAACUCUGGACAGCUACAUCAAGGAACAGGAACCAAGGCCCCGAAAUCGGUUUCUAUAUGCAAAGUUACUGAGCCUGUUGGUUGAACUCCGGAGUAUUAACAACGCAUACUGUUACCAACUCCAGCACAUAAAGGGACUAUCUGCUAUGAUGCCACUGCUCCAGGAGAUCUGCAGCUGAGCCCCAGCCUGGCCUUCUUCCCCAGCCCACUUGGGACACACUGGA